Messenger RNA from Drosophila miranda, 760 nucleotides. RefSeq lists its product as uncharacterized. Bases 255 to 584 code for a protein of 109 amino acids. The transcript has 2 exons. Lineage: Eukaryota; Metazoa; Arthropoda; Insecta; Diptera; Drosophilidae. The record is from RefSeq and is a predicted model, not a curated record.
CAGGCUGGAUCUCCGCGGUCCUGGAAAAGUAGGUCCUUCGCCGAUCUUGCCCUAUUUGGCUGAGAUAUAGCUUUCCGAAGAUGUGGAUUCCCGCAUCAUGCAAAUACUGGUUUUUUCUGUAAGCUAUAUCUCAGCUAUACCGGGUGAAUCCUGCCAAUCGACUGCAAUCGGAAAACGUCCAAUUAUCAAGUUGAAAUCAAAGCAGCAUUUUCCAAGUCUUCGUAAGCCAUACAUACCUGUAUGUUUAAUUAAAAAUGAGUGACAUACUUUCACUGACAACAGAACUUUACCUUAUUCAUAGAAUGCUAUUGGUCCUGCCACCAACCAUACAGUAUACAGAUGUGGCAGGUUAUGCACCGAAAAUGUCGCAAAGAGCUGUCUGGAUUAGAUCCCAGGAUCUGCGGCUCAAGCUUUCGGCUAACCCGCGUCAUCAGGAGACAGCCAUGACGCCCAGUAGUACGCUGAAUCAAACGCUGGGCUUCAGCUUCGAGACGCAGGACUUAUGUAGCCUACGCUUUACCACAAACCGAGUCGUACCCGAUUUCCCCCCCGCUAGACGGAGCGCUUCCAAGCAUUACCGAUGAGCAUUCGAGACAGACCGAGACCUAUCCCGGCCAGACAGAAUCGUAUCCCAGCAGGACAGAAGCGCACCCCUUGCAAGAUCUGAACGCGGACUACUAGGCUCUAGAUAGAUCUCGUUGCUGUUAGUUUUAAGGAUAUAAAUGUUUUCCACUUGCUUAUAUAUUUCUACUAGGCUAAG